AUGAGCGCGUUUGAUACCUUUAAGUUUAAAUUUAUGAUAACUCUUCAAGUCCCAUAGUUCUUUGCCUCAUCUUGGACUUCAGUUCUGAAUAAUGAUAGAUUUGCUGGCCUAACUGUUAAACUGUUUCUAUCCCCAAGCCCUUUAAGACGUCUCUGAUCUGCACCAGACGCAGUUUAGAUCCAUUCCCUUAUGCUGAUCUCUUAAAUAACCGUGAAUUUCUCUCAAAGGGUUCGGUUGGAAGAUCUGAUCUCUAUCCCUAACUGACAUUUUUAAUUGUGUUUUGUUUGACACCUUAAAAACCCCAAAAUCUCAGAAUUCCUCAAGCGACAUCACAUAUUACGGCUACCAGCUUAAAACCCACCAAUUUCCCCCCGAGCUCACCUGUCCGUCCCCAUCAAAACAGAUAAAAGCUCGCUCUUUUACAACCGGCCAUAAGCACAUCGUUGAGUCCAAAAACUUAAACUUCAUCCAAGCGCCUCGCUUUUCAAGCGACUUUGACUGCUACGGCGUAAUCGGAGAAGGCGAAUUUUCAAUUGUUUACAAAGUUUUGCAGAGAGGCUCCAAUUCUUUCUACGCAGUUAAAAAAAUUAAAAGCAAAUGCAGAGGUGUGAAAGACCGCGAACACUUUUUAAAAGAAGUAAAAAAGCUUGCCCAUCUAAGUUCAGUGAUUUCUGACAGCCAGCGGCAUUUAGUGCAAUAUUUUGACUCCUGGGAAGAAGACCGGCAUAUUUACAUUCGAACGGAAUUAUGUGACACUUCAUUGAAAACUUAUUUAGCGUUAAAUAACUUUAUUGAAGAAAAUAUCAUUUGAAAAGUACUAUUUGAGGUCUGCAAAGGCUUGGAUUUAAUCCACAGCGAAAAUUAUAUACAUUUGGAUAUAAAACCUUCAAAUUUAUUCCUGAAAGAAAAUGUUGUCAAAAUCGGAGACUUCGGGCAUAUGAUAGAAGAGGGAUAUGAAGUGCUUAAUGAAGGCGACAUUGCAUAUGUAGCGCCAGAAGUGUUGAGUGGGUCUGCAAGUUUUGCUUCAGAUGUGUAUAGUUUAGGCCUUGUCCUUUUUGAAAUGUCGACGGGCGUUGUGCUACCUGAUUCUGGGAUUCCUUGGCACAAUUUAAGAACUGGGCUGAUGCCCAUUGAGUGCUUGAAUGUUUCAGAAAAAUUAAAAAAUUUGAUAUUGAGGAUGACUUAUCCAGAGCCAGAAAGCAGAAUUAGCAUAAGCGAAAUUUUGUGUAUGGAAAACCCAUUAGCGACGCCAAACAGCGCGAGAAAGUCAAGUAUGAAGCCUAAGACGGUUCCUUUUGAUUUUAGAAUCCUUGAGGUGGAAGAAAGCCCUUGUGACCAUUUGGCGAUUAAUUUGCUGAGCUCGUUUAAUGCAGUUUAA
Messenger RNA from Blepharisma stoltei, 1378 nucleotides. NCBI's taxonomy places the organism in Eukaryota, Ciliophora, Heterotrichea, Heterotrichida, Blepharismidae. The record is from the annotation of a GenBank genome assembly.